Molecule: messenger RNA, 297 nt
Organism: Wallemia ichthyophaga EXF-994
Lineage: Eukaryota; Fungi; Basidiomycota; Wallemiomycetes; Wallemiales; Wallemiaceae
Exons: 2
Coding region: 1-297 (98 amino acids)
Source: RefSeq, a predicted model, not a curated record
AUGAUUCCUUCAGUUUCUGCAUUACAAGCUUACAACAACAUAUACGGAACUGCAAAGGUUGCUCAGACGUCUCCGCAGAUGCUCGCUCAAGCAGCAUCGUACAAAUCCAUGGUGGCGUUCGAUGCACUCGCCAACAAGCCAGGCGAUAUCUACAGCAGAAGGAGUCUUCUCUCAGCAUUCAGUAGGAGAGAGGUAGACGACCUCGUCGGCAGAUACUCUUUGACUCCUACACAGCUUGCAGAUACACGCAAACUUGCUAGAAUGUCCGCUAUGGCUAUUGUGGGCGAUAGAAUUUAA